AUGAGCCAAUUACAAAACCUAGUAUCUUAUGUUUGGUCUAAUUCAAUUGAAAUCUAUCCACAAUCAUUCCCAUUUGAUUAUAAAUACGUUAUAUCCAAUAAUGAUGGAACAUUUAUCUGGGAAGAGCCAACAAACAGAACAUGUACUGGUCCAUCAGCUCCUCAAUACGAUAGAGUCCGACCAAUUACAUACUUCAUCAACGAAUGGUUCACAAAUGUAAAUAAAGAACUAUUCAAAGGUCUUGGCGUCUAUGUUCCACUCUUCUCUCUGAGAACACAGAACUCACAAGGUAUUGGUUCUUACACAGAUAUCAAGAAACUAGUCGAUUGCUGCAAUUCAAUGGGAGCAUCUUUAAUUCAAUUGCUUCCAAUAAACGAUACAACUGACAAAGGUGGAUGGGAUGAUUCAUAUCCUUAUAAACAAGUUUCUUGUUUCGCUCUUCAUCCUGUUUAUAUUGAUUUGCUCGGAAUCCUUCCAGAAUUACCAACAGAUAUUUAUAAUAUCAUCAUGAGAAGAAAGUACGAACUUGAAAAACUUCCUCAAAUUGACUUUCCAGCUGUUUUCUCCUUCAAAAUGGACAUGCUCAAAGAAAUUUUUGAUCUUGUCAAGGAGAAAUUCAAAGAUUCCGAAGAUCUCCAAGAUUUCUUAAAGAAGAAUGGCUCGUGGUUGAAACCUUACACUCUUUUCUGCCACUUGAGAGAUACUUAUAAAACGAUGGAAUUCAGAAAAUGGCCGAAAUAUUCAAAGAUCACUCCAGAAGAAAUCGAAGACAUAUGUGAUGAGAAAGAGAGUGAUUUGUUGUUUAUUUACUGGCUUCAAUACAUUGCUGAUAAACAAUUUAAAGAAUCAUAUGAGUACGCAACAAAUCACAAAGUUGCUUUGAAAGGAGAUCUUCCAAUUGGUGUCAACAUUAACUCUGUUGAAUGUUGGGCAUUUCCACAUUUGUUCAGACUCCACAUGUGUGCAGGAGCUCCUCCUGAUGAUUUCUCUAGUGAUGGACAAAACUGGGGAUUCCCAACUUACAACUGGGAAGAAAUGGAGAAAGAUAACUUUGCAUGGUGA
Messenger RNA from Trichomonas vaginalis G3, 1062 nucleotides. Its product is annotated as heteropolysaccharide binding. The transcript has a single exon. Gene Ontology annotation, biological process: carbohydrate metabolic process. The coding region runs from base 1 to 1062 and encodes 353 amino acids. Gene Ontology annotation, molecular function: starch binding; 4-alpha-glucanotransferase activity. The record is from RefSeq and is a predicted model, not a curated record. Lineage: Eukaryota; Parabasalia; Trichomonadida; Trichomonadidae.